Molecule: messenger RNA, 1578 nt
Organism: Panicum hallii
Lineage: Eukaryota; Viridiplantae; Streptophyta; Magnoliopsida; Poales; Poaceae
Product: meiotic recombination protein SPO11-1
Exons: 14
Coding region: 82-1320 (412 amino acids)
Biological process (GO): meiotic DNA double-strand break formation; reciprocal meiotic recombination; meiotic DNA double-strand break processing
Cellular component (GO): nuclear chromosome
Molecular function (GO): DNA topoisomerase type II (double strand cut, ATP-hydrolyzing) activity; DNA binding; ATP binding
Source: RefSeq, a predicted model, not a curated record
AUAUUCGCAGGGGCGUGAGCGGCGGCGGAGGCUCCGCCGGGCGGCCGCCCUCCUAGGUCGCCACCGCAUUCUACUCGCGCCAUGGCGGGGUGGGAGAAGAGGAGGGGUGCGGCGCCGCUCGAAGGCGACGAGCAUCGGUUGCGGCGGAGGCAGGAGGAGGCGGCGCUCCUCCUCCGCAGGAUCAGAGGGCUCGUGCGCUGGGUCGUCGAGGAGGUUGCCGUCGGCCGCUCCCCGUCCAUCGUGCUCCACCGGUACCGGAACUACUGCUCGGCCGCCGACGCUGCGUCCCCGUCCCCAUGUGCCUGCAGCUACGACGCCCCCGUCGGCACGGACGUCCUCUCCCUGCUCCACAAGGACUGCCACACUUCCCGCCUCAAUGUGCUCCUGAGGGUGCUGCUCGUGGUGCAGCAGCUCCUGCAGCAGAACAAGCACUGCUCCAAGAGGGACAUCUACUAUAUGUACCCCUCCAUUUUCGUAGAAGUAGCUGUUGUUGACCACGCCAUCAAUGAUAUCUGCAUACUCUUCAAAUGCAGUCGGCACAAUCUCAAUGUGGUUCCUGUAGUGAAAGGUUUGGUGAUGGGUUGGAUAAGAUUCGUGGAGGGUGAAAAGAAAGUGUAUUGUAUAACAAACGUCAAUGCUGCUUUCUCCGUCCCUGUUAGCAUUGAGGCAAUCAAAGAUGUUGUUAGUGUUGCUCACUAUAUACUUGUAGUUGAGAAGGAGACAGUCCCGUUGCAGUGUUCCAGCGUUUGGCCAAUGACAAGUUCUGUGAAAGAAAUCGCUGCAUUGUUAUUACAGGAAGAGGCUACCCAGAUAUUCCAACAAGAAGGCAUGUGCUCUUUAUUGUCUACUCUUGUAAUUUCUGAAGACGCUAUUCCAGUUAUAAAUUCUUUUUCCCAUCCUAGAUUCCUACGAUACCUUGUUGAACAGCUGCAUCUACCUGCUUAUUGCUUAGUGGACUCAGAUCCUUAUGGUUUCGACAUUCUGGCCACAUAUAAAUUUGGUUCCUUGCAAUUGGCAUAUGAUGCAAACUUGCUGCGUGUACCUGAUAUACGGUGGCUAGGAGUUUUCACAUCUGACUUGGAGGAUUUUUGCCUUCCAGACUGUUGCCUGCUUCAUUUGUCACCUGAAGAUAGGAGGAAAGCUGAAGGUAUUCUUGCUAGGUGCUAUUUACACAAGGAAGCCCCAGAAUGGAGGUCAGAAUUGGAAGCAAUGUUACAAAAGGGUGUCAAGUUUGAGAUUGAGGCACUAUCUGCAAGCUCCAUUUCAUUUCUAUCCGAUAGAUACAUCCCCCAGAAGAUCAAACAAGGAAGGCAUUUAUAAGAUUGGACAUACUUGUACCCGUCCAGAAUGUGCCUGUCUUACAGAACAGGAUAUUCCUUUGUUUGACUAUAGUUAUGAACUUAUGUUGCCUGACUGUAGUUUAGUAUAGUAGUUACAUGUCUGGUCAUGUAAAUAAACAUAUCUUUUAUGUAGUUGCAUGUCUUUUAAGUUGACUAAAAUUAUUUAAAUCGAUGUGCUUAAAUUCUCGCAAAAAGCUGAUUUGUAUUACUGCAGUGGUGGUAACCCAUUAGAAGUGAA